UCGGCCCCGGCAAGAUGGCGGCCCCCUUGGAGCUCAGUUGUUGGGGAGGCGGCUGGGGGCUCCCAUCGGUACACAGCGAGUCCUUGGUGGUGAUGGCGUACGCCAAAUUUUCUGGUGCACCCUUGAAAGUCAAUGUCAUAGAUAACACCUGGAGAGGUUCAAGAGGCGAUGUACCAAUUUUGACAACUAAAGACAACAUUGUUUCUCAGCCAGCAAAAAUACUAAACUUUUUAAGAAAACAGAAAUAUAAUGCUGAUUAUGAACUCUCAGCGAGACAAGGAGCAGAUACACUGGCUUACAUCGCUCUCCUUGAAGAGAAGCUUCUUCCGGCAGUGCUUCACACUUUCUGGGUUGAGAAUGACAAUUACUUUACUGUGACAAAGCCAUGGUUUGCGUCACGAAUUCCCUUUCCCUUGAGUUUGAUCCUGCCUGGAAGAAUGUCUAAGGGAGCACUGAAUAGGAUUCUCCUGACCAGAGGAGAGCCUCCGCUCUACCACCUCCGGGAAGUGGAAGCGCAGAUAUACAGAGAUGCCAAGGAGUGCCUAAAUCUUCUGUCACACAGACUGGGGACAUCUCAGUUCUUCUUUGGAGAUAUGCCUUCUACCCUGGAUGCCUACGUGUUCGGUUUUCUUGCUCCUCUUUAUAAAGUACGCUUUCCUAAAGUUCAGCUACAAGAACAUUUGAAACAGCUCUCCAACCUGUGUCGCUUUUGUGAUGACAUCCUAAACAGUUAUUUUAGGCAUAGUCUUGGAGGCAUCUCUCCUGCUGGACAAGAAACGGUCGAUGCCAAUCUGCAGAAACUCACCCAGCUUGUAAAUAAGGAAUCCAACUUGAUUGAAAAGAUGGAUGACAAUCUUCGCCAAAGCCCUCAACUCCCUCCUCGGAAACUGCCGACACUUAAGUUGACUCCAGCGGAAGAAGAAAGUAAUUCCUUACAAAGGCUGUCACCCUGACAGUCAUUGUGCUUUGUGUCCAAAGUCAGAUGAUUGGUGCAGUAAUAUUAUACUAAGUGUGUGAAGGCAAAAAGGAAAUGCCAUGAAUAGGUACAAGGAAGACUCUAAAACAAAAGAAACUUUUUGUGACAUCUAUUUUUUUUAAUUAUGAAGCUUGUCUUUUGGCUUGGCAAUACACUUUGCAAAAUGAAUGCUGACCAAACUUGGGGGAAAGAAGAAAACACAUUGUACUGUAUAUAAAAAAGCCUGCCUUAAUCUUGGCAGCUUUUUGCCUUUGGUUCACAUGUUGCUGACCAAAAGCUCCAUUUCUGUUCUGAAUGUGCACUCUCAAUUUAUUCAAGUUAAUUUGUUCAUUUAGUUUUCUCAGACCAGUCUGAAUACCUAACAUGUGGCUCUUUGGCUGAGGCUUUUUUUUUCUGUUUAGAAAUCUGAUGCCUAUUUUAGCUGUUAGGAAAAAUAUAUUAUUCUAAUAUUGUAUUUACUUCAAUAGAAAAGUCUGUAUUUAACUUUAAAAAGCAAUGAAGAAUGUGCUUUUUAAUGAUGCUUUCAUAAGUCUAAUCUUUUGGGGGGUUAGUACCAUAUAUAUAAAUAUUAAAGGUGGUUACUUAUAGUAUUCUUCUGACUAUAUGCAGUUCAGUAGAACGUUAGUAUUUGCUGAUUUGUUCAAUAUAGGUUAGCAAAGGCUCUUCUAGUUUAUUGAGUGAGUGUGGCAGCUUUAGACCUAUGUAUUUGUAGUACAUUUUUAACUCUAGUCAUCUCUUUCUCAGAUUAACUUCAGGACAACUGAAUGUGUUGGUUGUCAUUGUUAUGCCAGGUUGUAAAGUCUUACUGAAACUUGCCCAAUGGUUAGACACUACUUAGGAGGAGCCCACCGCCAGAGCAGUAGAAGUAAUACCAUGCGUCUGGUCCAGGUUCACCAGACUUGGCUCUGACCAGUGUUCUUUCAUAAGAAGCAUAUCAUGCAGUCAAAAGCUUUAUGGCAACUAAUUAUUUUCCGUAUAGUUUAACUACAGGUUAAAGAUCCAAUGGAAUAAUCAGAAAUAGCAGUAGAUUUUAUGUUAUUUUAUUUUAUUUUAUUUUAUUUUAUUUUUUCCUUUUUCUCCCCAAAGCCCCCAGGUACAUAGUUGUGUAUUCUUAGUUGUGGGUCCUUCUAGUUGUGGUAUG
Molecule: messenger RNA, 2117 nt
Organism: Equus quagga
Lineage: Eukaryota; Metazoa; Chordata; Mammalia; Perissodactyla; Equidae
Gene: MTX3
Product: metaxin 3
Exons: 9
Coding region: 15-953 (312 amino acids)
Biological process (GO): mitochondrion organization
Cellular component (GO): SAM complex
Source: RefSeq, a predicted model, not a curated record